This is a messenger RNA of Coprinopsis cinerea okayama7#130, 795 nucleotides long. RefSeq lists its product as hypothetical. The transcript has 2 exons. Lineage: Eukaryota; Fungi; Basidiomycota; Agaricomycetes; Agaricales; Psathyrellaceae. The coding region runs from base 1 to 795 and encodes 264 amino acids. The record is from RefSeq and is a predicted model, not a curated record.
AUGCAAAUCAAGCUUUCCCUCCUUGUUGCUGCACUGUGUGUCGCCCAAGGCUACUCGAGACCUUUGCAAAUUGAGCGCCAGUUGGCGGUGCGCAACGAGCUCGUUGAAACGGGGUCUGCCUUCUCGUUGCAUCGCUUGCAGUCGGCCGGCUCAGUCCCCACAUCGUCAUCUCGCCGAAAUGCCAACCGCAUCCGAGGCAGCCUCGCCAGGUUGUCUUCGAAGAGGACUAAUAGACGCCGUCUCCAACGAAGGGCCGCUCUUCAACAGGCUCUUAUACAACUCUCCUCGCGCCAGGAUGGCAUCACACCCAUUUCAUCCACCAGUGGUAGCACUGGUGUAUCGACCAUCGAGACUGGCCAAGAGAUGGGCCCCCGUCCGACAUCACCAUUUGGGACUGAUGAUUCGCUCGAGCAUGGCGGUUCUGGCACAGGAAUGGAUACCCCCGCUGGUAGUCCAGGUGUAUCCACCGCCCAGGGGAGCACGGGUGUGACCACCGUCAAUGGAAGUACGGGGGUCUCCUCAGUCGAGUCUGGUCAAGAAGUAGGACCAAAACCCCAUGCCCCAUAUGGAGCAGACCGACAAAGUGGUGAAAGUAGGAUCUCGACUACAAGACAGGAGCAGGGACAAGGCCAAGCGCCGCUAGCUCCGGCCAAUGACUGGGAGAAUCCGAUGGUACCUGAUUGGCUGGCGAACCUCCCGCCGCGGUGGGCUGUUGGUCGUAGAGGCAGCGCUCGGAGGAGUAUGGGUCGGAGAGGAAAACAUGGUACCCCGACUAGGACCAAGAGUUCUAGUUAA